Molecule: messenger RNA, 6454 nt
Organism: Monopterus albus (swamp eel)
Lineage: Eukaryota; Metazoa; Chordata; Actinopteri; Synbranchiformes; Synbranchidae
Gene: pappa2
Product: pappalysin 2
Exons: 27
Coding region: 149-5041 (1630 amino acids)
Biological process (GO): cell surface receptor signaling pathway; proteolysis
Molecular function (GO): protein binding; metalloendopeptidase activity
Source: RefSeq, a predicted model, not a curated record
CGAGGAGAAGGGAGCCUGGGGCGAUAGGGGAGAUGUGGCGCCGGGAGCUGAGAAUGGAUAUGUUACAUUGCCUGGAUGGCUGUAUGAGAAACGCUCCUCAAGUGACUGGGGAGACUCAAACCAUGUCGGUAGGGACGCCACACAACAAAUGCCCAGAAAGCUCUUGCUUAAAGACACCGGGCAGAGCGCCUCCUCCUCGGGCCACGCACAGUCUCCACGCCGAUCCCGCUACAGGUUCGCUCGCAGCCUUGAUGGGAAAUUUACGCAUGAGAAAGAAGGAAACUCCAGUUGGGAGAAAGUUUCCCCCAAUAGCUCAACAGAUCCCAGGCGUCUCGAAGUUCUCUACAGACUGCAGCAGGGAGAUGGAGACCCGCAGCCCUUUGCAGGGAAUGUGAAUGUGGAGGACAGUACCGAGAACUACUCCGGGGAGGUGGAAGAGGCAGUGCCUACGGUGCCUCCUUCCUGGAUGACCGCCCUGUAUUUCAGCCGGCGUCGGGAGCAGCUGAGGUUGAAGCCGGCAGCAGGGGUGGAGAUGCCGAGGGCCAAGUUCAGCCUGGAGCUGUGGGUGAAACCUGAAGGAGGACAAAGCAACCCUGCAAUAAUAGCAGGUGUAUUUGACAACUGUUCUCACUCACUGAGUGAGAAGGGCUGGUCAGUGGGCAUUCGCACUGUGGAACCCACCAACACCAAAGACGCAAGGUUCUACUUCACACUUCGGACAGACCGAGCUGUUAAAUCUACCACUGUCUAUAGCCACCAGCAAUAUCAAGCCAAUGCCUGGACUCAUCUGAUGGCAACUUACAACGGCCACAACAUGACCUUGUAUAUUGAUGGAGCUAAGGUGGGAGAAAGCAGUCUCCAGUCAGGGAAUCUAUACAGUCCCUACAUGAAGACCUGCAGAACUCUCUUCCUCGGCAGCAAUCAAUCAGAUCAGGGGCAUGGCUUCAGAGGUUAUAUAGGGGGUAUGAUCCUGUGGGGCUAUGCCCGCUCUCAUAAGGAACUGCUGAAGAGGCCGCUUCAACUUGACAACAACAAGCCAGUGUUGGCGAUGUGGGCUGACUUCUCUAAUGUGGAACAGCUAUGGAUGCCACAUAAAAAUGGCUUCCAUCCAACCAUUAUCACCACUCCUGUCCCUGAACAAGAACUUGUCUCCUCAUUUCUGCCACCACCCUGUGGCCUGACACUCUGCGAUAACACCGACAUUAUCUUUGGCUACAAUGUCAACUGGCAGCUCCGUACCCCCAAGCAAAUUCGCUACCGGAUCGUUAACCUCUGCAAUGAUGAUGGUGGAAACCCCACUGUGACACAAGCCCAGAUCCAGCUUCAACACCAGGCUCUGACUGAUGCCUUUCACCCUUACAAUAUCACCCUAGAUCUGAAUGUACACACUGUCAGAAAUUCCAGCCUCCGACAACGGUUCAUUCUCAGCAACUGUCGAAUUGGAAAGAUUGGUAAUCGUCAAUGUGACCUUGAGUGUGACCAUCCAAGAACGGGCCAUGAUGGAGGGGACUGCCUUCGACUGGGACCCUGCUAUAACUGGAAGAGACAGGAUGGGGUUUGUAACAUGGAAUGCAACAGUAUACACUAUGACUAUGAUGAUGGUGACUGCUGUGACUCGGAGGUCACAGAUGUCCUCAAGACCUGCUUUGAUCCCGAGUCCCCUGACAGGGCCUAUAUGAGUGUGAAAGAGCUAAAGGAGGCGCUAUACCUGAGCGGCACUGACACGCUCAAUGUUUUCUUUGCCAGCAACUCAGUACGUGAAGAGCUGGCAGGAGCUGCAACCUGGCCAUGGCAAAAGGAGGCCCUUACCCACCAAGGUGGGAUGGUGCUGAACCCAUCCUACUUUGGUACAGUGGGGCACCAUAACACCAUGAUCCAUGAGAUGGGACACAUCUUCGGACUUUACCAUGUCUUCAAAGGGGUGAGCGAGCGGGACUCCUGUGAUGACCCAUGUCAGGAGACCACCCCCUCAAUGGAGACAGGAGAUCUCUGUGCCGACACUGCCCCAACACCCAAAUCCAAAGCCUGCCAUGAUCCUGAAGGUGUUAAUGAUACCUGUGGAGUCAUCAUGUACCAGGACACACCUUUUAGCAAUUACAUGAGCUAUACAGAUGACAACUGCACCAACCAUUUCACUCCCAAUCAAGUGGCUAGGAUGCACUGUUAUCUUGACCUGGUGUACCAGAAGUGGUUGACGAACCAUCAACCUGCUCCCAUCCCUCUGGCCCCUAUAGUAACUGGCCAGAGUUCAGAUUCUGUCUCUGUCUACUGGGUACCACCUACAAGGGGACCACUUUAUCAAAGCUCCUCAUUUCAUGUAUCUGGUAUCAGCUGUGGAGACUGUGAGAAGGAUGGCGUUUUCCACCAGUAUGCCUACGCCGCUACAUCACCACGUAUCUGUGACACGUCAGGCUACUGGACACCUGAGGAAGCAGUUGGCCCACCUGAUGUGGAGCAGCCUUGUGAUCCCAGUCUCCAGGCAUGGAGUCCUGAGCUCAGCCUUUAUGACACUAAUGUGACAUCACCAUGUCCCGACACAGAGGGCUGCACCCUCAUACUGAGGUUCCUUCACCCCACUGUCCCACAUGCGCUCACCAUCUGGGUGACCUACAUUUCUUCAAACAAUCCAGCCAUUGAUAACAUAGAGUUAAUAACAGAUACCGGGAAAAGCAUUAACCUCGGACCCCAGCAUGUCUUCUGUGACAUGCCCCUCACCUUGCGCCUUGACACUCACAAUGCUGCUAUCGCCUCUGUAAAACUCUGCACCUUCGAUGAGAAGAUGGAAAUUGAUGCAGUCAUGUUGUCUUCAGGACCCAGUAGCCCUCUGUGCUCUGGCUGCCAACCUCUGCUGUACCGAAUUCAGCGGCAGCCACCCUUCACCAGCAGAUCCCCACCACCUCAGAUCCAACAGACAUUCACAGACAGCUCUGUGAGGCAGGGAGUGAAGUACCAGUACACAGUCCAGGUGGAAGCAGGCGGACUCCUCAGUGAUCCCUCCCCACCUCUCCUCUAUACCCAUGGGCAGUCCUACUGUGGGGAUGGCCUCAUACAGGGGACAGAAGAGUGUGAUGACAGUAAUCUGUUGAAUGGGGAUGGCUGCUCUAUGAAAUGUCAUAAGGAGAUGGGCUUCAACUGUAAUGGUGAACCCAGUCAGUGUUAUGUUUUUGAUGGUGAUGGUGUAUGUGAGGAGUUUGAGCGGGGCUCCAGUGUUCAGGACUGUGGUUACUUCACACCUUUGGGCUACACAGACCAGUGGGCAUCCAUCGCCACUGCUUCUCACCAGGACUCCAACUGCUGUCCUGCCCACGCUGCCACCGGAGAGCCAUCCCUGAACAUGCUCUGCAGGUACCAGCACCUAGAGGUGGGCGAGAAACUGUCCACCAAUGCCUGGUUCCCCUGCACAGCCGAGUCUGACACAAAUAAUGACCUGGAACAUUCAUUUUGGCUGAAGGUGGGAUUUGUCCAUCCUGGAGUGGCAGCCUCUGUAUUGGUGUACCUAGCUUCAGACGGGUCAUGGUCUGGGGAGCAAUGUCGGAGAACAGUCACCAUGUUCCUGUCUGAUACUACUGGCAAAAAUCACUCACUAGGCACACAUGACCUCUCUUGCCAUCGGAACCCGUUGGUAGUGAAUGUGACCCAUGACCUCUCUCAACCCUUCUUCCUCACGGCCUCUGUUAUCCUCCUCUUCUCCUCCCCCUCUGUGGCAGUGGGAGGGGUAGCCCUGAGGACCUCCUGCCAUUUCAGCACCUUCGCCCUGACCGGCUGUUUGCAGCGGCCGUGCCAGAUAGACACCUGCAGCCCUCUGCAGGUAGAGCAUGCCUCUGUCAGAUGUACAGGAGGAGGGGAAGCUUCUCACUGCUCUGUUCUGUGUCACCAUGGCUUCAGUAUCAUUGUCCUCAAUGGCAGAAGAGCUCCACCCCACCAGAGACAGCUAGACCUGGAAUGUUUUCAUGGUUCAUGGGAUCGAAUAGUUAGUUGUCAGCCUGUGGACUGUGGCCUGCCUGAUCAGUCUCAUGUCUACCACGCUAUAUUUAGUUGCCCCUGGGGAACCACCUUUGGCAAACAAUGUUCCUUCACCUGUGGAUCACCAGCCAUACUACAAGGUGACAGUGACAGGUUGGUGUGUUUGGAGGAUGGGCUGUGGUCUUUUCCAGAGGCCUACUGCAAGAUAGAGUGUCCAGAGGUCCCAAACAUAUUCAAUGCCAAGCUGCUAACAGCAGACUGUCUGGCCUCAGGGCACGACGUGGGGGCUGUCUGCCGUUACAGUUGCGACCAAGGCUUCUAUGUAAUAGGCAGCCUCAAACAGAAGACACCGAGGAAGUACUUCACACUGGAGUGCCUGGAAGGGGGGCAGUGGGAGGAAACUGGGUGUGAGCCAAUAUCUUGCCCAGCUUUACCUGACGUAUUCCAUGGCAUGUAUACCUGCACCAACAGCCUCUACUAUGACACCGUCUGCAAGUUGCAGUGCCUUGAUGUAACUGAAAAUAGUGAAAUUCACUGCAAUGAGGAUGGUGAAUGGACAGCAGAGUUCACUAUGUGCUCCAGCGUCCAGGGAUCCUGCUCUCUUCCUCCUGAUCUCAACUCUGUAGAUUACAGCUGCGACCAGGGGAUGGAUGUCGGUGCUAUUUGCUACCCAACAUGCAUUAUGGCUCUGGACAUGGAUCUGCAUGACCCUGUGAUUCUGCCUAAUGGCACCACAACUGACUCUUUAAAGCACUGGAUGCUGCCCACCAAAGUCCAGAGCAUAACCUGCACAGGGAUGCUGAAGUGGUACCCUGACCCUCAACACAUCCACUGCAUCCAGUCAUGUGAGCCUUUUGGAGGGGAUGGCUGGUGUGACACCAUCAACAACAGGGCCUACUGCCAGUAUGAUGGAGGAGACUGCUGUACAUCCACACUCUCCACUAAAAAGGUCAUUCAGUUCGGAGCAGACUGCAAUCAGGAUGAGUGCACUUGUCGUGAUCCGGAUGCCGAGGAGCAUAAGAGCAAAGUAAAGCACUUGGAUGGAGGAGGUGGUGGAGCUGGUGGAGGAAUGCAGUAAGAUGGAGGGAUGGAAUAAGUUACAUGUAUAGAGUAAAACCACAGACUAUACACCACAACAAAUAAACAAAAAAAAUCUAGUUUCUUUUUUAAAUGUGAUUGAAAUCAGACUUCAUACAAAAAGACUGUUUUUAUUUUGCUAACAGUGAUCUUACUGUCAAAAAGCAUCACAUAUGAGUCAUGUUGGUUUAAAAUUUGAUUUCUCUUUUCAGUCAAGCCAAAUAACAUCCAUCAAUAUAAUGUCUGAUCUGUUAGGAAGUUAAGGUUUGUCAUGACUGCCAGAUCCGUGUAAGAGCAGAAUGUGAUAUUCUGAAAAUGGAAGUCUAGCUCAGAAAGUACUGAGGUCUCGUUCAAAUAAGGUUAAAGAGCAGUUUAUCCACUCCUGUACAAAUCAAGUCAUUCAUAAUUGGAUCAAAUCAGUACUGAAAGUGGAUUCAAGUACUUUCCCAGACCUUGAUUAGUCCUGGGAUAAAGAAACCAAAAGAACUGUCUGUGCCUGAAAACUCUUCAGUACUGGCACAGACCUUAGAGUAAGGUCUACUAUUUCUAACUGUUUACUGUAGCAUGCAGUUAGAGGAGCGUGACAAUGAGUGACAAAUUAAAGGGAAAGCUGACAAAGUAAACAACAUAUACUGUUUAGUAAAGUGACUCUAGAGCAGCUUCAGCCCUCUGUUGGAGGGAGAAAACCUCAUUUUUCCAAAACAUAUUCCCUCACUGUGUUCAACACAGGGUUUUAACCUCAUGAAGCCAUUCAGUGACUUAGAGCUGCAACCAUUAGUUUAUUGACUGACAGAAAUGAACUGUGGCUAUUUUGAAGCAAAAAUCAACACUUUGUGGUUCCACAUUCCUAAAGGUAUGGAUGUGAUGCUUUUCUAUGUUGAUGCCAGAGAUUUUCUUUUGCUGGAGCUAUUGGGCUGCUUGAUUUUACAGUGAGGAAGCUCAGAAAUUAAGCGUUUCGCAUUAAUGUUCCAGUCACCAUUAUGUGCACGCAAGUCACACAGGUCAUCUGAUUCAGCCACAUGUGUUGGCUUUGUAAUUUUGGUUUUAAUAAUCUGUUUGUUUUAUUAUUGUAAUUAUUUCUUUUUCAAAUAAUAAAUAAGAGUAUUCACCCAUUAAAAAUAACAAAAUGUAUAUAAUCAACAGACAUUUCUUGGCAGUGCAAUAAUUGUACUCUGGCUAUCCUAGGGGUAGUUGCAGCACCUUCAAGCCCCUCUCUUGUGCCACCUAUGAACUUUGUUUAUGGUUUUUGUUUUUUUGUUUGAGGAUACCUGCUUUGACUCUUGAAAGUCCAAAUCAACAUUUGUUUUCCAAUUUAUGACAUCUGUGAAUAAAAACAUAAGAAAAUAAUUGGCUGAUUAAUCAGCAACCCCUGCAUUUUUUUGUAUUGCCACUCAUUUAUUCAGGAUUUUCCUUU